GAGGGCUGCCGUCGCGUCGGCCCGGCCGAGUCGGGGGUGGGGCUCGGAGGCGGAGGCUUCCGCGGGUGGCCGUGGGCUGGCGUCUGUGCGGCCUGCUCCGGGCCAUGUCUGCGUGAAGACGCCGCCGCUGCCGCCGCCGCCCCCGUCCCACUCGGUCCCGGCCGGGCCGGCCCGUCGUGACCAUGGGCUCCAUCCUGAGCCGACGCAUUGCGGGCGUGGAGGACAUCGACAUUCAGGCGAACUCGGCCUAUCGCUAUCCCCCGAAGUGCGGAAACUAUUUUGCUACACAUUUUUUCAUGGGAGGUGAGAAGUUUGACACCCCCCACCCUGAAGGUUAUCUCUUUGGAGAAAACAUGGAUCUGAACUUCCUGGGCAAUCGCCCAGUCCAGUUUCCUUAUGUCACCCCCGCUCCCCAUGAGCCAGUGAAGACACUGAGGAGCCUAGUGAACAUCCGAAAAGACUCGCUUCGGCUUGUAAGGUAUAAAGAUGGUGCCAACAGCCCCACCGAGGACAGCGAGAAGCCCCAAGUCCUCUACAGCCUGGAGUUCACCUUCGAUGCUGAUGCCCGGGUGGCCAUCACCAUCUACUGCCAGGCGGUGGAGGAGUUUCUCAACGGGAUGGCUGUGUACAGCCCCAAAAGCCCUGCCCUGCAGUCUGAGACUGUCCACUAUAAGAGGGGGGUGAGCCAGCAGUUCUCUCUGCCCUCCUUCAAGAUCAACUUCUCAGAAUGGAAGGAUGAAGAGCUGAACUUCGACCUGGACCGGGGAGUGUUUCCAGUGGUCAUCCAGGCCGUGGUGGACGAAGGAGACAUUGGGGAGGUGACUGGCCAUGCCCAUGUGCUGUUGGCUGCCUUUGAAAAGCAUGUUGAUGGCAGUUUCUCCGUGAAGCCGUUGAAGCAGAAGCAAAUUGUAGACCGGGUCAGCUACCUGCUGCAGGAGAUCUAUGGCAUCGAGAACAAGAACAACCAGGAGACGAAGCCUUCGGACGAGGAGAACAGUGACAACAGCAAUGAGUGCGUGGUGUGCCUGUCGGACCUGCGGGACACGCUGAUCCUGCCCUGCCGCCACCUGUGCCUGUGCAACUCCUGUGCCGACACGCUGCGCUACCAGGCCAGCAACUGCCCCAUCUGCCGGCUGCCUUUCCGGGCCCUGUUGCAGAUCCGGGCGGUGAGGAAGAAGCCAGGAGCCCUCUCUCCCGUCUCCUUCAGCCCCGUCCUGGCCCAGAGCGUGGACCAUGACGAGCACUCUUGUCCCUUUAAAAAAUCAAAGUCGCACCCUGCCUCACUGGCCAGCAAGAAACCUAAAAGGGAAACUAGCUCAGACAGCAUCCCGCCGGGCUAUGAGCCCAUCUCUCUGCUUGAGGCACUCAACGGCCUCCGGGCCAUCUCCCCGGUCCUCCCCUCGGCUCCCCUUUAUGAAGAGAUCACCUACUCGGGCGUCUCGGAUGGUCUGUCCCAGGCCAGCUGCCCCCUGGCUGGGCUUGAUCGCAUCAUGGAAAGCAGCCACCAGAAGGGCAAGUCGCGGAGCAAAUCCCCCGACAGCACCCUGCGGUCCCCAUCGUCCCCCAUCCACGAAGAGGACGAGGAGAAACUCGCCCAGAACCCGGACGCCCCUCCCCUGCCGAGCGGGGCUGGGCUGGUGCUAAGCAGCUCCCCAGAGAGUUUCCUCACGGAGGAGGCUGAUGAGAGGUCAUCGCUAAAGCAAGGGAGCCGUGUGCCCUCCAUUGAGAACGUCCUCCAGGAUGGCAGCCCUGAGCCCUGUGGCUGCUGCCAGCCUGGCCCACCUACCGACAUCUACCUUCCAGGAAGGCCCACCUCUGCGGAGACCCGGAGCCUCCUCACCACUGGCCCCACCUUGCCUCUGUUUGGUGGCCCCAGUCCUGACGUGGAGGCCACCGACGGACUCAACUCUGAGAGCCUGGCCAGGCUGGCAGCAUGGAGCCCUCAGCUCCCCAGACUUUGCCAAGGGGCUGUCUGGACUCCAUUGAGACCCCUGGCCUCUCCUCUGUGCACCCUCCAUAGCCACUGCUCCAGGGGGCCCUGCGAUCCUUGAUUGAAGAGCACAGAGGACUGUCCCCUCUGACAAACCUUUUCCUGCCGUCUCUGUGUUUGUAAAUGGUACACGAUGGAGGACAGCCCCUUUCUGCCUCAGGCACUGAGCCCUGAGUUCCCCCAAAUGUCUUGUUGGCUGAGUUGCUGGGGCUGGAGGCUGGCCACCCACCUGUCCCAGAUUGGCUUUAUCCAGCCCCCAGCCAGUGGGAGUUGACACCUGAGAGAAUUUGUCGGGGGGUGAAGAACUAUCUCACAGGGGGUAUGACUGGGGGGCUUGUUGUUGGGAAAGGAAAGGAAGUGGGUCCGAGUCACGGUCAAUGAAGGAAACGGUGCCUGUGCCCUUCCCCUGAGUCCGUGGCCUGGCUGGCACUGCUGCUUUGUGUCCCCUGUUGCUUCCCCUCCCGCCCAGGCCCUUUGGUGCAGGGCUGUCUCCUGUAGCUCGCAGCCCUGCCCUGCGGCCCUGCGGCAGCCUGGGUUCUGCACUCAGGCCCAGGUCUGGUUCUGGGCCUGCCUCUUCCCAGGGGCAGGGGGCAGUGCACAGCCUGUUGGCAGCAGUCGGUGUAGUGGCCCCUGCACCUUCUCAGAGGUGGCUUUGCACACGUCCUCAGACCCCUCCAGGUGGAGGGCUUCCCCUCAGCUUGUCCGCCCGUUCAGGGAGGGAUCUGAGCAACCUUUCUGCUCCCUCUGUGUCAUUUAAAUGUCACUGGUGUUCCUCUUUGAUUUGUUCUGUCUGGGGCUCCCGUGAUGGGACCUGCCUCCUGGAGAAGGUCCCAUUUGAAGUGGUCUUGUCGUUUUCUGAAGAUAAACCACCUGGGCAAUAGAAAAGCAGAGGAGGCACAGGCUGCCCGAGCAGGGACCUUGGCCUGGUGGGUGGGUGGGUCUGUGCAGCUCCCCAAGGGCCAGUACUUUUGGGCCUUGGAUUAGUGGGUGCAGAGGAGCUCGCUUUCUGAGGAUGAUGGUCUGGGAGCAUCCACAUGGCUGGGGGCUUUGUCCAUAGGGUCCUGUUCUCUCUCCGGUGGGCUGUGAGCAGAACGCUGCCUUAUGCACAGCUCUCGGCCACACUCGGGCCACCUUCCUCAGCCACUUGGCUCCCCUGUCUCCCCUCCCCUCCCGCCCACUGGCGUACUCAUGGGUGCACAUGUGCACACAUACAGGCUGGCUGUCUCUCUCGCCCUCAUCACCCACCAACUCCCUGGCCUCGCCAUUGGCAUUGGUGCCAGAACUCCGAAGGACAGGAUGCAGACUACCCUGUCUUGGACUUACACAUGUUAUCAUUUGAUGUAUUCUGAUUGGCUAGUUUUUGUUCGUUUUUACUGUAUAUUUAUAGUAAUAAAAUCAUGCAGCAAUA
Molecule: messenger RNA, 3398 nt
Organism: Pipistrellus kuhlii (Kuhl's pipistrelle)
Lineage: Eukaryota; Metazoa; Chordata; Mammalia; Chiroptera; Vespertilionidae
Gene: MGRN1
Product: mahogunin ring finger 1
Biological process (GO): negative regulation of G protein-coupled receptor signaling pathway; endosome to lysosome transport; protein ubiquitination
Cellular component (GO): cytoplasm; plasma membrane; early endosome
Molecular function (GO): ubiquitin protein ligase activity
Source: RefSeq, a predicted model, not a curated record